AUGACUUCCUUCGGAAACAUUGCGCUGCCACCGAUGCAGAUCCAGUACGCAUCGGACGCAGACGAGUCGAGCCGGUGGGAGUCGUUCAACCGCAGUUUCUCGCAUGAUCUGCCAACACCGCCAGGCUCGCCAGGUGUUUCGCUGGCCAAGCGAGCCAACAGAUCUUCCCUGGGCGGUGCAGUUAUCCAGCGAGCUCCCUCGGGCAUCACAGCGCAGGAUGUAGACGAACAAUUGGCAGGCACGGCUUUCCUGUCUCCCGACUUUGUCAGAUCUCAAGAGUCAGCUCGGCCAGAAACGCUGACGCUGAGCGAUCCUAUCUACGGCACGACGACGAUCAGUGAACCCGUCCUGAUCGCUUUGGUCCUCAGUCCGGCUAUACAGCGGCUCAAGGACGUGCUCCAGCACGGUAUCACGGGCUUGCUGGGUCUGACGCCCUCGCCUGCCAUCACCCGGUUGGAGCACUCUAUAGGUGCAAUGAGACUGGUCAGACGGGCGGGGGGAAGCACAGAAGCACAAGCUGCAGCUCUACUGCACGACGUAGCCCACACUGCGCUCUCGCACGUCGUCGAUCGAGUCUGGGGUUACGUCGUCCACGAGGAGGACAAGUGGGACUUUCUCAGGCGAACGACGAUCCCGCUCAUUCUCGCAUCACAUAGACUCGUACCCUCGCAUGUGCUCGAAGAAGCCAAUUUUUCUCUGCUCGAGCUGGAUGCGCCAGCACUGUGCGCCGAUCGACUAGACUAUGGACUUCGAGACAGUCUCAGAUUCGGCACGCUCAGUUUGACAGAUGCCCAAGCCAUCGCUCGAGAUCUCGUCUGCUGGGGCGGAAGAUUCUGCAUGCAAUCGAAGGAGCUUGCAUUGACGUUGGGCCGAGCCUACAUGGAGAGUGACAAGAUGGCAUGGUGUAAUCCUCUCCAUGGCGUCAUGUACGAAUAUGCUGCCCAGACGAUCAGGCUGGCUUGUGAGACCGGCAUCCUCGCCAAAUCUGAUCUAUGGCUGUAUCCCGAUGCGCCCUUCUGGGCAAGACUCGCAAAAUCUGACGACCCUCACAUUGCAGCCAGUGCGGCCAAAGUACGAUCUGACCUCGUCGUCGUCGAAAUCCAUCCAGAUCGGUCGAGCGAGUCGGCGCUCAAGUCGUCGCUGACGGACAGUGAGGACGCAAAAUGGCAGGCUGUCGAGCUCGUCACGCUGAGUAUGAAAGUACGCACGCUCGACCCAGAUGUUGCAAUGAGGGGAACGGACGGAGAGAUAGAGCGUGUCAUCAGGCUGUCGGAUCUCGACCCGACUUACAAGAGCGAGCGAGAAGAGCACAUUCGCUUGCGGAACGGAUCGAAAUCGUUCAGAGUCUACAUACCCCGCGCUGCUCUGCCGUCACCCUCGCCAGCCUGGUGA
Mixia osmundae IAM 14324 is the source of this 1392-nucleotide messenger RNA. RefSeq lists its product as uncharacterized. Gene Ontology annotation, molecular function: dGTPase activity. NCBI's taxonomy places the organism in Eukaryota, Fungi, Basidiomycota, Mixiomycetes, Mixiales, Mixiaceae. Gene Ontology annotation, biological process: dGTP catabolic process. The transcript has 2 exons. The record is from RefSeq and is a predicted model, not a curated record. Bases 1 to 1392 code for a protein of 463 amino acids. Gene Ontology annotation, cellular component: nucleus.